Molecule: messenger RNA, 3796 nt
Organism: Hypomesus transpacificus
Lineage: Eukaryota; Metazoa; Chordata; Actinopteri; Osmeriformes; Osmeridae
Product: calcium-activated chloride channel regulator 3A-1-like
Exons: 15
Coding region: 394-3090 (898 amino acids)
Biological process (GO): chloride transport
Molecular function (GO): intracellularly calcium-gated chloride channel activity
Source: RefSeq, a predicted model, not a curated record
UUAUGUUUCGGUUGAGCUUUAGUUUGUCCCGGAGACGUUAAGAAAUGUUGAAUAUGACUGAUUAAUAGCGUGUGAAUACCUCGCACCUGGAAUUAUGGUUGGCAUUUUGCAGGGAAUACAAGGAAUACGCUAGUGAUAAAAAGAGUAAUAAGAUAAGUUCAUGUGAUAAUCAAUGCUGGAGUCAUUUGGAUCUACUGAAUUGUUAAUUUCAUGAUGUAAAUGUGUUGCAGCAGGAGUGAGCUUCACUGAAUUCUUGAAAGUCUAACAGUUACAUGAAUAUGGGUCACUUCCAUACUGGAGAACCACUCCUCUCCUGAUAUGUGUACCUUUUUCUAUCUUUGUGAAUCAUUCACUAGAAAUCUCAGAUAACGUGCCACUCUGAGUAUUUGAACCAUGACCUCCAAAGUGGUAGUUGCGCUCGUAAUGUUAUACCUGUCAGGAUUUACCUGUGGGAUCCGACUGGAUGGCAAUGGGUACACAGAUAUUCUAAUAGCUAUCAACCCCUCUGUGACUGAAGACCCUUUGCUCCUUGAACGAAUCAAGGAAAUGGUGUCUGACGGCUCCUCGUAUUUAUUUCAAGUGAUGAACAACAAAUUGUACUUCAAGGAUGUGACGAUAUUAGUACCCCCAAAGUGGACAGGAAAGUAUUCCAGAGCAAAUACUGAAACAUAUGAAAAGGCCAACAUCAUAAUAGAUGAGCCAAACAAUUUAAAUGGGAACGAUCCUUACACUAUUCACUAUGGGGAAUGUGGGACUGAGGGUCGCUAUAUCCGUCUGACUACUGAUUUCCUGAAACGUGAUGAAUUAAUUAAAUACUAUGGACCCAGAGGUAGGGUCCUUGUACAUGAAUGGGCACAUCUAAGAUGGGGUGUUUAUGAUGAAUAUGAUGAGAGAAAACCCUUCUAUACAGACAAUGGAAAACUGGAGGCUACAAGAUGUACUAAGGAUAUUACUGGAGAGUGGCGAUCCAUCCCCAGUGGAGCCAUGUGCACACCGACCAAUAUCAACGGGAAGCCGUCCAACUGUUACUUCAUCCUGCAUAAAUCUCAAACGGCCAAAACAUCUGUUAUGUAUCUUCAGAGUAUUGACUCAGUAGUCCAGUUCUGCCAUAAAGAAAAUCACAACACUAAGGCUCCAAACAUGCAGAACAGGAUGUGUGGUGGCCGAAGUGUACAGGAAGUUAUAUUUUCUUCCAGCGUGGACUCACAAAAUAUCCCUUCUAGUUCUUUACCAUCACCCAGUCCAAAACCCACAUUCUCAGUGGUGCAAAGACAACAAAGAGUAGUUUGUCUCGUUCUAGAUGUUUCAGGAAGCAUGAAGGGCCAGAGAAUUGUAAGACAACGUCAAGCUGCCUCACUUUUCUUGAAGCAAAUUAUUGAAGACCAAUCCUAUGCUGGGAUUGUCACCUUUCACUCAACUGCCUCAGUCCUAAAACCAUUGACCUUGAUUGAUAAUUUGGAGACCAGAGAAAAUCUGGCUAAUUCACUGCCCACCAACCCCAAUGGUGGCACAGAAAUAUGUCAAGGUCUUUAUAAAGGACUAGAGGUUCUCAGAAUGAAUGGUGGGUUUUCAAAUGGAAAAGAAAUUAUUUUCUUAACUGAUGGAGAGUCUAAUAAUCCAAUAAAUUGCGUAAACAAUGCUAUUGCAAGUGGUGCUACAGUACACACAAUUAGUUUUGGACCUGGUGGAGAUCCACUUAUGGAAGAGAUGUCUGAAAAAACAGGCGGUAAAUUCUUCUAUGCAGGUGAUACUUUGAAUUCCAAUGAGCUUGUGGAUGUAUUUGCCUCACUAACAACUUAUGAUGGAGAUCCGACACAACAGACCAUCCAGCUUGAAAGCCUUGGAUUUACUGUGAGUGGGUCUGGCUUAUUCAGUGGGACUGUGUCCAUUGACAAGACAAUUGGAAACAACACAGCUUUUCUGAUCCUCUAUGAACACAAUCCUCCACCAACCAUCCUUGUAGAAAGCCCCUCUGGACAGAAAUAUAAUACGUUUAAAGCUGAUCCUCAAGGGAAUUCUCUCAUCUUGAAUAUUCCAGGAACAGCAGAGAAAGGAACAUGGACGUACAACAUUACCAAUAAGGGACAAGCACAGACUAUGUCAAUAACAGUGACCAGUCGUGCGGUCAGUGCAGAUGUGCCGCCUGUUACAGUGAAGACUCACAUGAACCAACAGUCCAGUAACGGUGCCAAACCCAUGGUGGUUUUUGCUGCGGUCAGCCAGAAUGGACUUCCUGUCAUACUGGCAGACGUGAGAGCUACUCUGGAGUCUGAUGCUGGAGACAAACAAGAGAUGGAUUUACUAGAUAAUGGAGCAGGUGCCGAUUCUUUCAGAAAUGAUGGCAUCUAUUCCAGAUACUUUACACGAAUGAAAGGUGGGAAAUACAACUUGAAAGUGAGAGUACAGAACGGAUAUGGAAAAGCUAGAUUCUCCCUCAAGAGACACAGUGGGGCCAUGUACAUACCUGGAUAUGUGGUUGAUGGAAAGGUGGAGCUCAAUCCACCAAAGCCCUCUGUUGGUGAGGAGGACCUAGUAGCAGAUGUUGGCAUCUUCAGCAGGACAGCCAUAGGUGAGAGCUUCACUGUGAAUCUGCCACCUGGUGUUCCUGCGACAAAAUUCCCCCCCAACACCAUCACAGACCUGAACGCAGAGUUGGUGAAGGACAGAGUGCUGCUCACCUGGACUGCACCUGGGGAAGACUUGGACCAGGGCACAGCGAGUGAAUACGAGAUCCGCUACAGUGAGGAUCCUGAUGUGCUCAGAUCCAACUUCAGCAAUGCUCAUCUAGUCAACUCAUCUAAUCUGCUACCAAAUGAGUCUGGAUCCUCAGAACAGCUCUCUUUCACUCCCACACAUGGAACGAUGAUAAACGGUACCACUCUGUUCUUUGCAGUUAAAGCAGUUGACAAUGAUAUGCUUUCCUCUGAAACCUCCAACCUUGCUCAAGUAACCAACGUCAUUGGGUACGUUGAAAACGGUGUCAACAUCAAUGCAAUUGUCAUAUCCGUCACGAUUUUGACCAUAGUGGUUGGUUUGAUUGCAUGUGUAACAGUGACUAAACUAAAACUACAACAGAAGGCUGGAUGGUAAUGACUAAUAUUGUGCACUUUACAAUGAUUGAAAGUAACGAGCUCUGUAUAAAAAACUUUAAAAAGAAAGACCAAACAUCACGUCCUAUAAAAUAGGAAGAUUCUGUCUUGCAAGCUAAUAAGCCCUGGUAUAUUGAAAUUGAAAAUGGGAAACUUGUGAUUUCCAAUGUUUGUUGCUAUUUUGUAAUUGUUUUUGUUUAUUUUCUGAUUACACCACCAGUGUUCAUUCACAAAUAUUGAUUCAUUCCUGAACACACUUCCAACACUUUUUGUUGGACCUUUCUUCUGGCAUUUCUUAGUCUCAUUUUAGGUUUAAUGAUGGUCACGCACAUGUGCAUUCACUGUAAGGCCUGGGCCAUGCAAAAUGUAACCGUUUUUUACAAUCACUUUGACACUAAUUUCAGAACUUUGAUAUCCUUUUUCAAAACUCACAGCUGAUAAUCAAAAUGCAAAUUUUUCUAAACGCUAACACAAUUUUCUAAUUUUCUAAUACACAUACACCUUGGAUCAUUUGUUCAUUUAACUAUAAUCAUCUGUUCAAAAUGGCACAACUUAACAUCAUUAACAUACCGGACACCUAUUUAGCCUGUCGUUCUGUGUGCUAUUGUGUAGUUGAAUAACUUGCCUCUCCAGAUUAAAUGUCUGUUCUUGGUCUUGGAUUUUGAAAUACAUUUCUAAAUAAAUGCGUAUAUAUCCAGUGCGACAUA